Molecule: messenger RNA, 405 nt
Organism: Ostertagia ostertagi
Lineage: Eukaryota; Metazoa; Nematoda; Chromadorea; Rhabditida; Trichostrongylidae
Source: the annotation of a GenBank genome assembly
AUGAGGGAUCGCUUCACGUUCAAAAAAGAAGGUGCGAUCGGAGUGACAGAUUUCGAGAGGAACGUGGAAAUUGGGAAAAUGAAACGCUUGGAGCAAGAGAAACAUCAGGAGCCCCAUCCAGGCACUGAUAAUUUGACUUCCAUCACGGAUUUGCGAGGUGAUAAAGAGAAAGAGCAGCUGGUCGCGGAAAGUAAAAAACGUAGAAGAGACGCGAUGGAGGACUACUGGGCAUCCAAAGAGCAACAGAUUCUCGAGCUGAAGGCUAAGAGAGGAGGGAAAAAACUGGGUUUCGCAGAAACUGCAAAGGAGAAUGAAACGACACCUGAACAACAGCGACCAGGGAGCGGUGAACCUAUACAACAAUUUGGCUCGAAAGAAGUUGGCUCGAAAGGAGAAGCCCCGUGA